CGUCACUCAUCACAUGACCCGCGCCACUGUACUCUCGUAGGCCAUAUUUGACAGUGGCCACUAGUUUAGCGACGUGGGUGACGUGAGGAUCGCUCUGCGUUCGACGAUCGGCAACCUGUAAAUACGCCCGCGACCGAUUUGACCGCCGAACCCCGACAAUCUAGCCACAAUGAGUGCCACGGAAGAAGCUCCGAUAUACUCGCCGUUCUUCGGCGUGAUGGGCGCCGCCUCUGCCAUCGUAUUCUCUGCUCUGGGAGCAGCAUAUGGCACAGCAAAGGCCGGUACAGGAAUCGCAGCGAUGUCUGUCAUGAGGCCAGAGUUAAUCAUGAAGUCCAUUAUUCCCGUUGUCAUGGCAGGUAUCAUCGCCAUUUACGGUCUCGUAGUGUCGGUACUCAUUUCUGGCAGUCUUCAAAGAGUCCCCAAAUACGACCUAUACAUGGGUUUCAACCACUUGGGUGCUGGCCUGGCCGUAGGCUUCUCCGGCCUCGCCGCCGGCUUUGCCAUCGGCAUCGUCGGCGACGCCGGCGUGAGAGGCACUGCUCAGCAACCUCGCCUGUUCGUCGGCAUGAUCUUGAUUCUGAUCUUCGCCGAGGUAUUGGGUCUGUACGGUCUGAUCGUCGCUAUCUAUCUGUACACCAAAUAAACGGUCAGUAGCGGCAUCCUACUACCUGCCAUGGCUCCAUGCAAGACAUGUCGCCUGCAACCAACAGCGCUCCCCGACUACUAUUAUGCUACAAAACUUGUUUCGACAUUUUAAUCACGUUACUCCAUGCAUACCUUAAAAGUACUCACCAUCUCGGCUCAUCGUCUCUGCGCGCCCUCCUGUAACAAUAUCGUACUCCAAAAAUCGCGAAAAAUCUAUUUAGCGUCCGAGCAUUUAAUCACACCACGCAUUACUCAUCUCACACACACACACACAUACACACACGGGUCACAGUGACUGCAUUGAAGAUCGAGAGAAGCGCGCCCGAUCAUUAGGAUCUCGCGAGGUCAAUUCGCGUGCACGUGCGUGGGGGUGCGUCUCGAGAUAUAUAUAAUAUAUAUAUAUAUAAAGAAGCGAAAUGUAUAGCAGAGGAGAGAAAAAGAAGAGGAAGCGAGAACAACAACAACAACAGCCGAACGACAGGGAAAUACAUAUAUGCAGAGAGAGAAGAUCUCCCAUGUAAUUGUCCCAUUGUCGAAAACAUUUCUCUUUCACUGUAUAGUAAUCAUUUGUAGCGUAGUAUGACAUUAAAUUACCAGUUAAAGUAAUCGGCUCUACUGAAUGUAUAAAGGAAAACAUGUUAUUGAUAAAAGAAUAUUUAGCACAAUUAUAUAUAUAAAUAUACAUAAAUAUAAAUAUAUAUUAAAUGCAAUCGCGAAACGGCAGGUAUGCGAAUAGACAUCACGCGAGAGAGAGAGAGAGAGGGAGAGAACAACAAAUUCUAAAGGAACGAAAUUCUAUCAUUGGCAUAAAUUACAUAAACCAUAUUGUAAGUGUAAAUGACACUUUUGAAUCGCGCGUGAUGAAGCAGCAUAACUAAAGAAGAGAGAGGGAGAGAAAGAGAGAGUGUGGACGGAGAUUGUGCAGCCGAAAAAAACAAUUAAUCGACGAAGAAUGGUAUGAUGAAAUGGUAGAAAAUGCAUGGUGGAUGAGACUAGUAGAAAAGGGAGAAAACAGUGCGAGUAUGAGUGCGAGUAGUCGAUCGACAGGUACACACACGAUAGUAUUAAGUCAAUUGAGAGGCUGCUGGGCGUGACGGGAUUUCACACUUUCAUGGAUUAUUCGUAUGGACACGACGAUACGCGGCGCGAUAUCAGGAGCGGAGGAAAAAUCUGCCUGAUCCGGGUUGUCGGAAGCCGCGGAGGCCAGUGGUCCAGACGCCCGAUUAGUCGCGGAUUUUCUCCGGGUAUCAUAUUAUUCUAUCCAUCAUCUCUCGAGGGGGAAAAAAAACGUGUCGUAUGUUAGUGGAGUAACGAGCAUAGUAUGUGAAGCUUAAAGUGUAAAACCGACAAAACACCGUGUACGUACCAGUAGGCACACACACACACACACACACACUGCAUGAUGGCGAAAUCGAUGAUUACCUAAGAAAAAA
Ooceraea biroi (clonal raider ant) is the source of this 2078-nucleotide messenger RNA. RefSeq names its product vacuolar H+ ATP synthase 16 kDa proteolipid subunit (gene Vha16). Gene Ontology annotation, cellular component: proton-transporting V-type ATPase, V0 domain. Lineage: Eukaryota; Metazoa; Arthropoda; Insecta; Hymenoptera; Formicidae. Gene Ontology annotation, biological process: proton transmembrane transport. Gene Ontology annotation, molecular function: proton-transporting ATPase activity, rotational mechanism. The record is from RefSeq and is a predicted model, not a curated record.